Colletotrichum paranaense is the source of this 1749-nucleotide messenger RNA. RefSeq lists its product as uncharacterized. The record is from RefSeq and is a predicted model, not a curated record. The transcript has 4 exons. The coding region runs from base 1 to 1749 and encodes 582 amino acids. NCBI's taxonomy places the organism in Eukaryota, Fungi, Ascomycota, Sordariomycetes, Glomerellales, Glomerellaceae. Gene Ontology annotation, biological process: regulation of DNA-templated transcription. Gene Ontology annotation, molecular function: zinc ion binding; DNA-binding transcription factor activity, RNA polymerase II-specific.
AUGAAUACUAGGACAGUGCGAGACCGUGCCAACGUCGUAUGCGUUGAGUGCCACUCUAGGAAGGUUAGGUGCGACCUGCAAGAAAGCCCUCUUCACGGAUGCGCAAACUGUCGCCGUGCCGGUGUUCAGUGCAUUCGUCGAGAUGGCGUUCGAAAGAGCCGCAAGAUGACGGCUCGGCAAAGACAGCUCAUGCUGCUGAGAUCGCCGACUGUGCCGGCCAUGCCAUCGCCCCCCAAUCUUGGCACUGAUAGAACGAGAGUUGAGCCGCGGAUGUUGACUCCAGCUCGGUCUUCAGAGUUGAACACGCGGAACUACCAGCCGGAGGGAUUCAUCUCCCACGCCUCUGUCUUGUCGUACGACUCCGCCAUAGAGCCGAUGGCAGUUUACGAUGGCCUUCCGCCACGAAUUAUGCAAGCCCGAGAUGUCUUGGUCAAGGCCACUCAAGCGGACACCUUGCCAGCGCCAUCAUUGCGCAAGGCUUUGACGGACGCCUUCUUUGAAUUUGCCUUUCCUUACUUUCCCGUCGUUGAUGCGGAUGACCUCUCGAGAGGAGAGUCGUCGAUCCUUCUACAGCAAGCUGUGUGCCUCGUCGGCAGUCUUAUGCGCCAUGACCCCAGCAGUAUGGCUUUGAGUUACUCACUCUACGAGAAGAUUGAAACUUUGAUACACGUCGAGUUCGAAAAAGACAACGUGUUCCUCCUCAAGACACUAUGUCUCUUGUCAUGUUGGGCCCCAGCCUCACCAUAUCUUGUCACGCUUCAUGGGCCGUGGCAUUGGACUGGUAUGGCUGUGCGUGAGACACUUAUGGUCGCCUGCUGGGGCCGGCCUCGUUCGCUGAAGCUUGCAGACUGCGAUGUUCAGCCACUUGCAGCUUCGGACUUCAUAACACAAGGGGUAUUCACAACGGUCUCUUUACAAUUCACCGGACUCAUGAACGUGAUUGGUAAGUUGUCGGAGUUGAACACCAGAAACGGCGUACCAGUUGAAUCCGAGGUCGAAACUGUCAUUGCCUCGCUUUGCGAAUGGAAGAGCGGCCUGCCGGACGUGUUGCGUCUCUACUAUACAGACGGUACUCGGAGGACUUAUCACCGUUAUACUUCAGAGUUGCAUAUCCAUUAUUCGACGGCAAUCAUAAUGGUGCAGAUGCUUAGCAAGAGCCGUCAUGCUCCGUGGCGGACGUCCCACGCCUCAGUUCUAGCGGCGACCUAUGUUGCCGAGUUGUACGAGGAGAUCCACUACAGAGAGGAUGCUUCUCACUUGCUGAGCAUUAAUGGCUUCAUGGCUCUAGUGGCCGCAAUUGUGUUGGUAUUCCACCGGCCAAACACGUUAGAGAAGGAAACGAUUCGCAAGAAUGGCAUUGAAAGCAUCUGUUCAGUGCUGCGCGUUAUGAGCAAGAAGUAUGGCGGCGCACGAUCAGUGCUCCAGAGAAUUCAGGGACUGCAAAUCCAAGCUGAGCGGAGAGACGCAUCUCUCAACAAUCUCCAGAACGAUACUUCAUCGUCAUCUGCGACAUGGGUGGCAAGGAGCGUUAACGCGCAUAUCCAUGAGUUACUCCCAUUUCCGCUCAGUCUCGAUGAAAACGUGAAUAUCUUGGACCCAGCAGAAGCUAUCACAGAUCGCUUGCCGGAUGAUCGAGUGGUCACUGCAACUACCGCACCUGUUGAGGAUGUGUCGAAUGAUAUUUUUUCGUUAAUGGAUAUUCUAGAGAUGGAUUUCGAUCCAUUCGAUAACACUACUAGCUUCGUGUGA